AUGCAAUUGAUCAUUGCUACUCUACUCAUUGGCUUUGCGUUAUGUGGUGACAAAUGGGGUUAUGAUGAGGAUGAUGGGCCGGCGAAUUGGGAGGGAUUAUGUCAGGCUGGUCAAAUGCAGAGUCCGAUCGAUUUCCGAGCGGUCGAUGUUGAGUACAGUCCGUUGCACAAAUUGAUCUUCAUGAAUUACCACCACAAACAUCUCAUGGAGUUAUCCAACAAUGGGCAUACUAUUGCCGCCUCUUCGGUGAAACCCGAUUGGGAAUCAAGGCAACCGUACAUUACCGGUGGUGGUCUCAAGCACAAGUAUAAGCUGAUGCAAUUCCAUCUUCACUGGGCUGAUGUUGAUUACCGUGGCAGUGAGCACACGAUUGGAGGGUUAAGCUAUCCAGCUGAGCUUCACCUCGUUCACUAUCGCGAGGACCUCAGCUUCAGCGAGGCUGUCAACAAAAAGAACGGACUUGCGGUUGUCGGCGUUUUCCUCACAAUCGGCGAAGAGUCAAGACCACUAGAGCACAUUGUCAGCUCUCUUAAACAAGUGAUCGCACCAGGCAAUAAGAGCCAGAUUCAUGGUUUUCACCUUCAUCGUCUUCUGCCCAUAAAUCACGAUUCUUUCUAUCGAUACGACGGCUCGUUGACCACCCCAGGUUGCUUUGAGAGCGUCAUUUGGACUGUUCUCACCGAGCCGAUCUCAAUCACGAAAAGACAGAUGGAAGAGUUGCGUGCGAUUCACUCUCAAAACAAUAUCCCCUACGAGUACAACCAUCGACCGGUUCAACCGCUGAAUGGACGAAAGGUUCUCUACCGUCCAUCUCAUUUCGACAAAUCCAUAUUGUGCAGCUCAACCGGUGCCAUCUUCUCUAUUCACAGCAAAGUAGGCAAUUUCCAUGUUAGUCUUUGCAUGCCUGUUUUAAUUCGCUCAGCUGAUCUCAUUCGCAUU
Mesorhabditis belari is the source of this 939-nucleotide messenger RNA. The record is from the annotation of a GenBank genome assembly. Lineage: Eukaryota; Metazoa; Nematoda; Chromadorea; Rhabditida; Rhabditidae.